ACAACGAAAGGGCACACAAGUCAAGUCUCGUUAAUGUAUACACAGUGAGCUAAAGGCUAUAUACAUGUGUGUGUACAUUGGAGUUUUGAAAAUGCAGAGAGAAAAACCUAUGGCAACAUUCACUUUGGAGAGUCUACCCUUCCUCGUUUCCCUUGUUCUUUUCUUUCUGUUGCAUAUUUUGUUGCACGUUGCUUCUGACUCUGCUGAAGAGGCAAAUUCUCUCAUCAAAUGGGCAGCCACUCUUCAAAACCAACAGCGCAACCUAUCUUCAUGGCCGCUACUUCCUGCAAAUGCCACCAAUUCCAAGCCAAAAACAAGCCCAUGCACUUGGCUUGGAAUUUAUUGUAACCGUGGAGGAAGGGUUGUUGGAUUAAACCUGACCAAUGCAGGUUUAAAUGGUAAGCUCCAUGACCUCUCUUUCUCAUCCUUUCCUUCUGUUGAAUUUAUUGAUUUCAGUGUGAAUGGUCUUUUUGGUACCAUCCCACUUGAAAUCACUCAGCUUUCCAAACUCAAGUAUCUUGAUUUAUCGCAUAAUCAGUUGUCAGGGGUACUCCCACCUGGGAUUGGCCUCCUAACAAAGCUUGAAAUCCUGCACAUUGCUGAAAAUCAAUUAAAUGGUUCAAUUCCUGAAGAAAUAGGACAGUUAAGUUCCCUUACUGAACUUUUCUUGUAUACCAACUAUCUAGACGGUCAUAUUCCUAUUUCACUAUGUAAUUUGACCAAGAUGGUUGCAUUACACCUCUAUGAUAAUCAAUUUUCUGGUACUAUUCCAUCAGAAAUGGGAAACCUCGCCAAUUUAAUUGAACUUUUCAUGGAUACCAACAACAUAGAAGGUUCUAUCCCUUUCACUCUUGGGAACUUGACAAAGCUAACUAGCUUGUUCAUUUACCAAAAUCAACUUUCUGGUUCUAUUCCUCCCGAAAUUGGAAACUUGAAGUCCCUCAACUGGCUAAGCCUUUUUGGAAACUAUCUUUCUGGCCCAAUUCCAAGGUCAUUAGGUGGUCUGACAAGCCUCACCCUACUUCAUCUUUACGAAAAUCAACUCUCCGGCUCCAUUCCUAAAGAGUUGGGAAACUUGACGUCCAUUGUUGAUCUAGAGUUGGGUGUAAAUCAACUUAAUGGUUUUGUUCCUUUUUCCUUUGGUAAUUUAGGCGAGUUAAAAAUUUUAAAUCUCCGUGAUAAUGGACUUUCUGGUCGAAUUCCUGAGCAGAUAUCAAAUCUCACAAAGUUGUCCUUUCUUCAACUACAGAACAAUCAGUUGACUGGUUUGUUGCCCCAAAACAUUUGUCAAAAUAAAAUGCUUGAAAACAUUAGUGUCAGUGACAACCAUCUUGAAGGCCCAAUCCCCAAAAGUUUCAAAGACUGUAAAAGUUUAAUGAGAGUUCGCCUUGAUGGAAAUCAUUUAACUGGAAAUAUAUCUGAAGAUUUUGGUGUCUAUCCAAACCUUCAAUUUAUGGAUCUAAGCCACAAUAAAUUUUAUGGUGAAAUAUCAACCAACUGGGGAAGGUGUCCCAAUUUGACCGCACUAUGGAUCGCAAACAGCAAUAUUACCGGUACCAUCCCACGGGAGAUCGGAAAUGCUGCUCAGCUAAAAUCACUUGAUCUUUCUUCCAACCAACUGUUUGGGAGGAUUCCUAAGGAAUUGGGAAAGUUGACUUCUAUGUUAAAGGUGAAUUUAAGUGACAAUCAUCUCUCAGGUGGUAUACCUUCCGAAUUUGGAUUGUUAACGGAUCUUGAGUAUCUAGACCUGUCUGCAAAUGGACUAAACCAAUCGAUUCCAGAAACCAUUGGAAACUUAGCUAAACUGAUCUACUUGAAUUUGAGCAAUAAUGAGUUUAGCCAAGAAAUUCCAAUUCAAUUGGGGAAGUUGUUUCAGCUGUCAGAGUUGGAUUUAAGUUGGAACUUUCUCAAAGGAGAGAUUCCGUCACAAUUGAGCGGUUUAGAAAGCUUAGAAACAUUGAAUCUCUCCCAUAAUAAUUUGUAUGGUUCUAUUCCAGAUAGUUUCAAAGAGAUGCAUGGUUUGUUAUCAAUCGAUAUGUCCUACAACAAAUUGGAAGGUCCCAUUCCUUCCAACAAAGCAUUUCAGAAUGCUUCCAUAGAAGCAUUUCAGGGGAACAAAGGGUUGUGUGGGAAUGUCCCAGGACUGCAACCAUGCAAUUUUUGGUCCAACAAACGUACAUCUAAAAGGAGCCAUAAGAUGUUGUUUCUAAUAAUUUUCCUCCCUCUUUGCGGAGUGUUUUUCGGUUGCUUGGGAGUUUUCUUCUUUUUACAAAAAAGAAAAGAUCCAAAAGCAGAACAAAGCGAUCAAGAGGAUGACGAAUCAUUUUUGAUAUCAAGCUCUUUUGGAAGAAUCAUGCAUGAUGAAAUCAUAAAAGCUACCGAUGGUUUUGAUGCUUCAUACUGCAUUGGGAAGGGAGGAUAUGGUAGUGUCUACAAAACAAGUUUGCCAUCAGGAAGCGUAGUAGCCGUGAAGAAGCUCCACUCAUUUCAUGACAGUGAGAGAACAGGUCAAGAAGAGUACAUGAACGAGAUAAGGGCAUCAACUGAGAUAAGACAUCUGAACAUCGUAAAACUUUAUGGCGUUUUUCUGUCUGCUAUAUACUCAUUUCUGGUUUAUGAGUACCUGAAUGGUGUUAACUUGGCCACAAUCUUGAAAAAUGACAAAGAAGCAAAAGAACUGGAUUGGAGUAAGAGAGUAAAUAUUAUUAAAGGUGUUGCCAAUGCCCUGUUUUACAUGCACCACAACUGCUCACCGCCAAUUGUUCAUGGAGACAUAACAAGCAAAAACAUUUUGCUUGAUUCUGAAUAUGAGGCUCACGUAACAGAUAUUGGGACUGCAAAGCUUCUAAAUAACGAUUCAUCCCAUUGGACUGCUCCAUCAGGCACACACAACCAUCUUGCACCAGAGCUUUCUUACACAACGAAGGUGAGUGAAAAAUGUGAUGUUUAUAGUUUUGGAUUGGUAGUACUAGAAGUGGUCAAAGGAAAACAUCCGGGUGAAAUCUUCUUCUCUAUGUCAUCCCCUUCAUCUCAGAUGCCACUCUUGGAAGAUAUUCUAGACCAACGCCUUCCAACUCCUUCUCCUCAAGUUCAAGAAGAACUAAUGACAAUUGUGAAGGUUGCAACUACAUGUUUACACAGCAAUCCACAAUUUCGUCCGACUAUGCAUAUGAUUUCUGAGAUUUUAGAAGCUUAAACUUCACUUUUCUAAAUCUAGUAGAUUAAUAAUACUAUAAUCAAAGUACUUUUCUUGUAUUAUAAAGGUUUAUAGUAAUUCAAUAACCUGGCAACAGCUUCUUAAUAGACUUGAAGAAUUUGUGGCAUUCUUCUAAUUUUCAUUGUGCAAGUUGUGAUUUGGGCUGUCGAAUUUGUUUUGUUAGGGGCUGCCUUUUUGUUGUUCUGUAAUUGUGCUUUGUAAUGCAGAAUGCAUUUUGGCGAUCUUAUCAAGCUGGCAGGAUUUCUUGGCUUCUUAGUGUUGCUUUGCAUAUGGAUUUGCUGAUCAUUAAGCUCCUUCAUUGUUUCAGCAGGGACUCAUUGCUAGCGGAUGUAAUUCUAUUAUUUUGGGUCCUAUUCUACAGUGUUUUGUCUACUUCUUUGUUAUUGUACUCUGCUGAUUUCUUGUUUUGUGUUUUUGCCUGCAAUGGACCGUCUUGACUCUUGAGUUGUGUUUC
Molecule: messenger RNA, 3671 nt
Organism: Hevea brasiliensis (rubber tree)
Lineage: Eukaryota; Viridiplantae; Streptophyta; Magnoliopsida; Malpighiales; Euphorbiaceae
Product: MDIS1-interacting receptor like kinase 2
Exons: 2
Coding region: 65-3196 (1043 amino acids)
Biological process (GO): protein phosphorylation
Molecular function (GO): ATP binding; protein kinase activity; protein binding
Source: RefSeq, a predicted model, not a curated record